AUUCGUUCGUCAUUCAUUAGCUAUGGCGGACAAUCUCAAGGAGAAGUUCACGGCGCUGGGCGAGCGCCUCAAGAUCGGCGGCGCCGAGGUAGGGCGCAAGGUCUCGGAGAGGAUGGGAAAUGUGAGCGAGCGGGUGCGGGAGAUGUUCCAGGCGUCCAAUGCGGCUGUGGAUCGCCUGGUGGAGGAGGCGACGGGAUUGCAGGGCUUCGAUCCGGAUUGGGGCCAGUUCAUGGAAAUCUGCGACAUGGUGAACGCGGACAAGAUCACGGGCCAGGAUCUGGCGCGGGCGAUCAAGAAGCGCAUGGGGAGCUGCAAGGAAUCGCGCGGCAUCACGCUCGUGCUGCUGCUGCUCGAGGCAGUUGUCAAGAACUGCGACAAGAUGUUCGCGGAGGUCGCGUCGGAGAGGAUCCUGGACGAGAUGGUGAGGCUGGUGGACGAUCCGCGAUCGUCGCCCGAGAAUCGUGACAAGGCGCUCAAGCUCAUCGAGUCGUGGGGUGAGGCCACAGAGGAGCUUCGAUAUCUUCCAGUGUUUGAGGAGACUUACAAGAGCUUGAAAUCUCGGGGUGUCAAGUUCCCUGGAAGAGAUGCCGAGAGCUUGGCUCCCAUUUUCACUCCACCCCAGACUGUUGAGACGGCUCCCGUGCGCUCUGGCAUCUCGAGGCUGACGCUCAGAGACGUAGUUGGCAGCCACCCUACUCGCGAGGACAACAGUGAUCACGAGAAGGAGAUUUUUGACGUAGCGCGUAACAGUAUCGAGCUUCUCUCCACUGUUCUUACAUCGUCUCCCCAGCAGGAAGUUUUAAAGGAAGAGCUUACCAUCGCGCUAGUGGAGCAGUGCCGGCAGUCCCAGUUUAACAUACAAAGAAUUAUCGAAAGAGUUGGCGAGAACGAGGCCCUGUUGUUCGAAGCUCUCAACGUCAACGAUGAGCUCCAGAAAGCCCUCGACAAGUAUGAGGAGAUGUCCAGCGCAGUAGCACCACUGCCUCCACCAUCAGAGCUCCCUAAAUCCGACGACUCGGCGUUUGUGAUCGUCGACGAGGAGCCCGAGCUGGACGACCCUCUAGUUCGCAACAAAUCUUCCAAGGCUGGAGCUCGUCCAUCUCCCAGCGAGGAUCCUUUGGCAGAUCUGGACAAGAUGAUAUUCGGGAAUAAGGCAGAAGAAGAGGCCAGCAACGACAAGAAGAAAAAGCCCGCGGAUGAUCUGAUCGCGUUUUGAAUAAUCUCCCUUGUCAUUUUUUGUUACUUACAGAAAUUUUUUGUACAUUGGGAGAACAUUCAUCACAGGUUUAUAUACUUCGCUUUCUCCUUGCUAA
This is a messenger RNA of Selaginella moellendorffii, 1313 nucleotides long. RefSeq names its product TOM1-like protein 1. The record is from RefSeq and is a predicted model, not a curated record. Gene Ontology annotation, biological process: protein transport to vacuole involved in ubiquitin-dependent protein catabolic process via the multivesicular body sorting pathway. The transcript is spliced from 3 exons. Gene Ontology annotation, molecular function: ubiquitin binding; phosphatidylinositol binding. Lineage: Eukaryota; Viridiplantae; Streptophyta; Lycopodiopsida; Selaginellales; Selaginellaceae. Bases 23 to 1216 code for a protein of 397 amino acids.